Molecule: messenger RNA, 2301 nt
Organism: Hemisphaericaspora subhashii
Lineage: Eukaryota; Fungi; Ascomycota; Pichiomycetes; Serinales; Debaryomycetaceae
Gene: LEU1
Product: 3-isopropylmalate dehydratase
Exons: 1
Coding region: 1-2301 (766 amino acids)
Biological process (GO): L-leucine biosynthetic process
Cellular component (GO): 3-isopropylmalate dehydratase complex
Molecular function (GO): 3-isopropylmalate dehydratase activity; 4 iron, 4 sulfur cluster binding
Source: RefSeq, a predicted model, not a curated record
AUGGCUCCUAGAACAUUAUACGACAAGGUCUUCCAAGACCAUAUUGUUCACAAAGAUGAAUCCGGAUCUUACUUAUUAUACAUUGAUAGACAUUUGGUCCAUGAAGUGACAUCACCACAAGCAUUUGAAGGAUUAAAGAAUGCCGGUAGAAAAGUCAGAAGAACCGAUUGUACACUUGCCACCGUUGAUCAUAAUAUUCCAACUGUUUCUCGUGCCAAUUUUAAGGAUGUUGAAUCAUUUAUUGAACAAGAUGAUUCUAGAUUACAAGUUAUGACAUUAGAACAAAAUGUGAUUGAUUUUGAUGUUGCUUAUUUCGGUAUGGAUGAUUCAAGACAAGGGAUUGUGCAUAUUGUUGGACCAGAACAAGGUUUUACAUUACCUGGUACAACUGUAGUUUGUGGUGAUUCUCAUACUUCCACUCAUGGUGCCUUUGGUUCUUUAGCUUUUGGUAUUGGUACUUCUGAAGUUGAACAUGUUUUAGCUACUCAAACUAUUAUUCAAACUAAAUCAAAAAAUAUGAGAAUCUUUAUCGAUGGUGAUUUAAAUGAAGGUAUAACUUCUAAAGAUUUAGUUUUACAUGUGAUUGGUGUUAUUGGUACUGCUGGUGGUACUGGAUGUGUUAUUGAAUUUGCCGGUAAAGCAAUUGAAAAUUUAUCAAUGGAAGCAAGAAUGUCUAUUUGUAAUAUGGCAAUUGAAGCAGGUGCUCGUGCUGGUAUGAUCCAACCUGAUGAAACUACUUUCAAUUAUAUCAAGGGAAGACCAUUAGCUCCAAAGGGUGAUGAAUGGGAAAAAGCAGUUGCAUAUUGGAAAACUUUACAUUCUGAUCCUGAUGCUAAAUUCGAUUAUGAUAUUAAAAUUAAAGCUUCUGAUAUUGUUCCAACUAUAACAUGGGGUAAUUCUCCACAAGAUGCAUUACCAAUUACUGCCAAAGUCCCUGAUCCAGCUAAUGUCACCGAUCCAAUCAAGAAAGCAGGUAUGGAAAGAGCAUUAAAAUAUCAAGGUUUAACUCCAAACACUCCAUUAAAAGAAAUUAAAAUCGAUAAAGCUUUUAUUGGAUCCUGUACUAAUUCUCGUAUUGAAGAUUUACGUGAAGCUGCUAAAGUUGCCAAAGGACACAAGAAAGCCGAUAAUGUUAAAUUGGUCUUAGUUGUUCCUGGUUCUGGAUUAAUCAAACAACAAGCCGAAAAGGAAGGUUUAGAUAAGAUUUUCGAAGCUGCUGGAUUUUCAUGGAGAGAAGCUGGGUGUUCUAUGUGUCUUGGUAUGAAUCCUGAUAUCUUGGAUCCUGAAGAAAGAUGUGCAUCUACUUCCAAUAGAAACUUUGAAGGUCGUCAAGGUGCAAGAUCUAGAACGCAUUUAAUGUCUCCUGCUAUGGCUGCUGCUGCUGCCAUUAAGGGGCAUUUCACCGAUAUUCGUGAAUUUGAAUAUAAUAAUCAUGAUGAACCUUUAGUUCAUAUUGAAAGUGAAAUUGAAGAUAAAGAAUUACAAGAUGCUGUAUAUGAACAUGAAAAGCAAUAUGUUGAAGAAACUCCAGCUACUGAAAAUGAAAGAAUUAAUGACAUUCCAAAACCAAGUGUCAAGACUGAUGCUCCAACUGGUGUUAUUGAUAGUUUUACUGUUUUAACUGGUAUUACUGCUCCUCUUUAUAAGGCCAAUGUGGAUACUGAUGCUAUUAUUCCAAAGCAAUUCUUGAAAACCAUUAAGAGAACCGGUUUAAAGAAUGGUUUAUUCUAUGAAGCUAGAUAUACCAAAGAUCCAGUUACUGGUAAAGAUGUUGAAACUGAUUUCGUCUUAAAUGUUGAACCUUAUACAAAAGCUGAAGUCUUAUUAGUUACUGGUGAUAAUUUCGGUUGUGGUUCUUCAAGAGAACAUGCUCCUUGGGCAUUAAAAGAUUUUGGUAUUAAAUGUAUUAUUGCUCCAUCAUUUGGUGAUAUUUUCUAUAAUAAUUCUUUCAAGAAUUUCUUAUUACCAAUUAGAUUACCACAAGAAACUAUCUUAGAAAAAUUGAUUCCGGUUGUUAAAUCUGGUCAUAGAUUAACUAUUGAUUUACCACAACAACAAAUCAGAGAUGGUGAAACUGAUGAAGUUUUAAUUGAAAAUUUUGAUGUUGAACCAUUUAGAAAACAUUGUUUAGUUAAUGGAUUAGAUGAUAUUGGGUUAACUUUACAAAAGGAAGAUUUCAUUGCUAAAUAUGAAGCCAAAAGAAGAGAAGUAUUCUCAUUCUUGGAAGGUGGUUCAAAAUUAAUCAAACCAAUUAGAGGUACAAAGAAAUCUCCAUAUGGUAACAGAGCUCAAGAAUGGUAA